CUUGGCUUUGUGCUAUGCUGUCCAUAAUAUAUAUAUAUAUAUAUAUAUAUGCAUGUACAGACAUCUAUCCAUCUUGUUUCCUAGUUCAACAGCAGAGAGUCUAUCUAGCUGGGGAUUUGGCAUGGCUAUUAUUGCAGCCAGUCCAGCAGUCAGCUGCUGACAUUUAUCACAAGCCGAGUUCGGGAUUCAGAAAGAGAGAAAGAGGAAAAAGGGAAAAAAGAAACUCUAAGCGAGUAAGUUACUCCGUAGAAAUAAAUAAGGGAUAAUAAUAAUAAUAAGGCUCGAACUUGGAAGUCGAGAGAGAGAGAGUUGAGGGUUUAUCUAUCGCCUGAUCUGCCCGUUCUCCACCGCCAAAACUUAGUUAAACACGGGCUAAGAACUUAGUGGGAAGAAGCCCCAUUCUGGGCGGUGUCUGGGCGGUGUCUGGGCGGUGUCUAUCUCCGUUCUAGGCCUUCUACCGCAGUCAUCCACUUAUUAUUUACUACUAGUACUAGUUAUGAUGCCAGCGGUUAACCUAGGAGGUUGAUGUUUAUGUUAAUGUUUGUUUAUUAAUUAUUAUGCUCAUGUGGCCAGCGGAACCAGUCAGCCCGCAGGGGGACAGACAACACUCUUUGCAACUAACUAACUAGUUACAUCCUAUAACUAUAUAAUAAGAGUCUUGUUAUAAGGUAGUUAUAACACAUACACACAUACAUAGUUACUACAUUGCAAUGAGUGUUUCUGUAUAGGUAACUUUCCCCUCUCUGUUUCUCUCUCCGAGAUAUUCCAUACUCUUUUUUCUCUCUUCGAUUCCAGAUACACCUCCAUGUUACAACCAUUCAAUUAUUCUUGUAUGUACAGUUACUUCUGCUGCUGCUGCUGCUGCUGCUGCUGCUGCUGCUGCUGCUGCUGGUCCCUGAACAAGAUUUCUGCAACGGCAAAAAACCGUCCGUCUUAGCCAGUCUCAUCUGCCGGUCAUUUUUUUUUAGCUUCAUUCUUGUACAGCAAAACUCUCCUCAAACCCUCUCAGAAAAGGAAAAAAAGAAAAACCUCACAUCUUCUCUAAUUCUAUCCUAGUUAUAUUAUAUAUAUAUAUAUAUAUAUAUAUAUGAUUGCAGAAGUCUGAACCACAAUGGCCACUACGCGCUUCUUCUUCUUCUUCUUCUUCCUUUCUAACAUUUAUUCUAGUUUCGCCUCCAAGCACAAAUCUUGGAACAAGCAUCACUCGCUCGGCUACAAGGGUAUCUAAUAAAAUACAAAAAAUAAAUAAAAAAAGCUUCUCCCUCCUCAAAAUAAACAAAAAAGAACCGCUACCCUGGCGCGACCUCCAGAAUCCGCGAAACGUUUCCUUUGUCUCUCUUCUCCUCCCCCCAGGUCUACUUCACCACCUGCCCGAGACCAUUUCGCACGACCUUCUCCCACCAAAGUAUCCCGCAGAUCUAGAACCAAUCGACCCUCUUCAAUAUCCCUCCCCCCCGCGGGAUAUGGAGAUAUGUUGUUAACUCGUGCGUCUCCAGCUGCGGUGGACACGGUGGAGUCUGUGAGCUCGGGCUCGUUCACUCCAACCUCGUCGCGAAGCCGGCCCGCCUCCGUCGCUGAGUCCCUGCGCAGCAACACGGUGCCGCCGGACGGGCAUUCGCAAAAUGCGCCAGUAUCAGCCCUGUCGCUGUCGCUGUUACGGAACGAGAAAGUAAUCGCGUCGUCAAAUGGCAUUACCGUUUCGAUAUGCUUGGCUGAACCUGUGCUGUUCCUCGAAGGGUUCGAUCGGAACGAUGCCGACACGAGGAAGACUUCGAUUCUCCGGGGGAUCCUGCGUCUGAAGCUAUCUAAAUCUGCUAGGAUUAAGAAGAUUUCUUUGAAUUUCAAGGGGAUGGGCCAGACGAAUUGGCCGGACGGCCUCCCGCCCAAAAAGAGCCAACUCCACGAGCAACAUGUAAUAAUGAACCACACCUGGAUGCUAUUCAACGCGCAGCUCCCAGCCGCGGAAUAUAGCCACGGCGCAGACCACAUGAACCUCAAGGUGCCGAUGGUAUCGACAAAGGAGCUGGCCGCAUCGACAAUCGAACUACUCGCAAAAUCCGGCUCAGCCACAUCACUAGCAAAGCUACCCAAGGAAGCCAAAAGACUCUCCCUCCAAUCGACGUACUCGCGGAGCUUUGCCAAAGGCGACACCCACCACGGCGGGCCCAGCGUCGCAUCGCGAGGCUACAAGCUCUUCCAGCCGGGCGAGUACUGGUACAAUUUCGAGCUCCCCAUCUCCUCGCGGUACUCGGAGAGCAUCAACUCGAUAGCGGGCUGGGUCAAGUACACGCUGGAAGCGACUAUUGAGCGAUCGGGCGCCUUCCGCCCUAACCUCCUCGGCCACAGGGAGGUUCCCUUCAUCCGCACCCCGCCCGAGGGUUCGCUGGAGCACGUCGAGCCCAUUGCGAUAUCGCGCACGUGGGAAGACCAGCUGCACUACGACAUCAUCAUCUCGGGCAAAUCGUUCCCGCUCGGCGGGCAGGUCCCCAUUGCCUUCAAGCUGACGCCGCUGGCGAAGGUCGUGCUGCACCGCAUCAAGGUGAUUAUCUCGGAGAACACGCAGGUCGUGGCGAAUAACAAGGCACACCACCGGCUCGAUACGACGAAGAAGGUGCUUUUGUUCGAGAAGCGCGCGGAUGCGCAGAGUACCAGUGCGUUUCCUGGUAGUGUUUGUCGGGUCACCGCUGGCGGGGGGGUUGCGUACGAUUCGCGCCGGGAGGCGGCGGAGGGGAUCGAGUAUGUCAAUCGGCGGAGUACGAAUCUGCUGGGCGAUUUGGAGAGGAGCUUUGAGGCGGGGCCGACGGAGAUGGAGUUCAAUGUGCAGCUGCCUAGCUGUGCGGAGCUGAAGAAGAAGGAUACCUCCCAUGCGCUGCACUUUGAUACGACGCAUGAGCAGUUGAUAAUAAACCAUUGGAUCAAGGUAGGGUGGUGCCCGUUCAUGAUAAUAUAUGAUGAAUAA
This is a messenger RNA of Blastomyces dermatitidis ER-3, 2959 nucleotides long. RefSeq names its product arrestin domain-containing protein. The record is from RefSeq and is a predicted model, not a curated record. Gene Ontology annotation, molecular function: protein-macromolecule adaptor activity; ubiquitin protein ligase binding. The transcript has 3 exons. Gene Ontology annotation, cellular component: cytoplasm; cytosol. Gene Ontology annotation, biological process: ubiquitin-dependent endocytosis. Bases 1472 to 2959 code for a protein of 495 amino acids. Lineage: Eukaryota; Fungi; Ascomycota; Eurotiomycetes; Onygenales; Ajellomycetaceae.